AUGUCUUGGGAUUGCCACUUGUCUGGGCUUCCCCAAACUGUGGAUUCUUGUCUGUAAUUUUUUCUCUCUUACCCUUUUCUUUCUCUUCUUUGCUACCACCCUGCAUAUCUCUCCCCUGUUCCUCCCUUUUCUUUUCCCUUUCAGGUACUCUAUUUUGUAAUGAGCUUUUGCUUGAGCAACAUCAUCAUCAUCUUUGCCUCAAUCUUGUAUAGCUGAGGUGACAUUAUAUAUUUAGCUUCAGCAUCACUGCUGGAUUUUCUCGAACCUAAAUGGCGAAGGAGAUGUGUAGUUGAUUCAGUUGUAAAGGGACCAGAAACAAGCACAUCUGAAUUUCAAUUACUAAUUUUACAAUGUAUCCGAACCAAGCCUUUUCUUCAGGGUCCUAUGCUGAUAUGUUGUCUGGGAAUCCUCUUUUACCUCAUAACUACGGUGAAACUGUAGGAGGACAAAAUGAAUUGAAGUUCAUCACAUCCAUGAGGGACACGAUGAUUAUGCAACCUAUUGAUGGGCAUCCCAAUGCCGCCGCCACCACAGGCAAUCCGGAUUCUUUUGAGAAUGCCGGAGAUUCCCAUUCCCAUGUUAUUCCAAGGACAACACAAUUGGGACUUGUGGACAAUGAGCAAAAUGUACAAAACCAAGGCUUGUCUCUUAGCCUUGGCUCAGUGAUGCCUUCUAUUGCAUCUGUUCCUACCUUUCCAUAUCAGUAUCCUGGCACCAGUUUCUCUUCCCUAAUGUCUGCUUGUGUCCCAAAUUUAAAGGGAACUUCAUCUCUUAAAGAUGAUGAGGCCAGCUUACAAAGGGAAUUGAGAAAUGCUGAGUGCAUGGCAUCUUUAGCUUCUUCUGGUGGCUUUCACAAAAGGGAUGGUUUGUAUAAUCCACAACACCCCUCAAUGUGCCUUGGUGAAGGCCAAAGUCAUGGAUCACAAGGUUUUUCCAACAAUAUGUUGAACUCACAAUACCUCAAGGCAGCACAGGAGUUGCUUGAUGAAAUAGUUAAUGUCCGAAAGCAAACCAGUUUGGAAAAGCAACCGAGUUUCCGUGAUGUUGGUUUAGAUGGCUCCAAAGAUUCCGAUGGAAAAUCUACCACCCAAUCUGUGCAGAUAUCUUCAGGCCCCAAUGGUUCUUCUGCUGCAAACUCUUCAUGUGAGCUAUCACCUACAGAACGACAGAAUUUUUUGGACAAAAAGACAAAGCUUUUGUCUAUGCUGGAUGAGGUGGAUAAAAGAUACAGACAGUACUGCCACCAAAUGCAGAUUGUUGUGUCAUCUUUUGAUAUGGUUUCUGGAUGUGGAGCAGCUGAACCAUACACUGCACUUGCCUUGCGCACAAUAUCGCGCCACUUUCGGUGUUUGCAUGAUGCCAUUAGCGGCCAAAUUCAAGUGACUCAAAGGAACCUUGGAGAACAAGAGGGAAUACCUCGUCUCCGCUAUGUUGAUCAGCAGCUUCGGCAACAAAAGGCCCUUCAGCAACUUGGUGUAAUGCGACAAGCUUGGAGGCCUCAGAGGGGACUUCCUGAAACCUCUGUUUCAAUACUCCGUGCAUGGCUCUUUGAGCACUUCCUUCAUCCUUAUCCUAAGGAUUCAGAGAAAAUUAUGCUAGCAAGGCAAACUGGCUUAACAAAAAACCAGGUGGCAAAUUGGUUCAUUAAUGCAAGGGUGCGUCUUUGGAAGCCAAUGGUUGAGGAAAUGUACAAAGAAGAAUUUGAUGUUCAAGCUUCUGACAAUAAAAGGGAAGAGUCACAGGACAACUUAAUAACAGUUGAUGAUAGUGUUCAGCAUCAUGGGCUGAAGUUGGAUCAUGCCGACAGAGGAAUCCAAAGCAGUGAUCAUGGAGAAAAUGCCAUGGAUCCUAGAAUUGGAAAAUUGCAAGGUGAUCAAAGGUUCAACAUGAACAACAACAAUAGUCCUUAUUAUGGUGAUGGCUGCAUAAUGGCUUCUACUCCGGCCACAUAUGAUUUAUCAGAGUUAGGUAACAUUGCCGUUGGUGGCCACGUGUCUCUCGCAUUGGAAUUGAGGAACUGUGAAAGCGAAGGAUUUGGUGUGUCGAAUGAUGACAUGCAUAAACGACGUAAGAAAACAUUGGCUUCUUCCCCAGAGGCUGAUUUGCUAGAUUACCAUUUCACAGACACAGGAAAGCAACAAAACAAGUUUGGCAAUCCUCACCUAUUGCACGAGUUUGUUGUGUGAAUGAAGAAGGAUUGGAGAAUAUUCUAAUGUUUUUCAAGGGAACCCAAGUAGUAGAUAGAUAGACAAAGCCUAUGUUGUUGUUACUUACUUUACUUGGUUGCUCAUUCUUGUUGUCCACAGUUCAUAAAAAAGCGAUGUAAAUCAUGAAAACCGUACAAAAAUAUACACGUAGGUAUGUGUAGAUAUAUUAUUCUCUUGUAAUAUCGUGGAUGGAUGAUUGGUUGUAUCAUGUGCAGGCAAUUUUGUAAGGACAAGGAACGUAUCUUGUGCAUCAUGAUGAAUAAUGGAAUCUUGUCAAAAACGUAAAA
Glycine soja is the source of this 2494-nucleotide messenger RNA. RefSeq names its product BEL1-like homeodomain protein 7. The record is from RefSeq and is a predicted model, not a curated record. The transcript is spliced from 5 exons. Gene Ontology annotation, biological process: regulation of transcription by RNA polymerase II. NCBI's taxonomy places the organism in Eukaryota, Viridiplantae, Streptophyta, Magnoliopsida, Fabales, Fabaceae. Gene Ontology annotation, molecular function: DNA-binding transcription factor activity, RNA polymerase II-specific; RNA polymerase II cis-regulatory region sequence-specific DNA binding. The coding region runs from base 351 to 2186 and encodes 611 amino acids.